Molecule: messenger RNA, 2091 nt
Organism: Seminavis robusta
Lineage: Eukaryota; Bacillariophyta; Bacillariophyceae; Naviculales; Naviculaceae
Source: the annotation of a GenBank genome assembly
AUGAAAGGAGGAGUACUGGUACCAACCUUUGCUCUAUUUGGAGCAUUGGUAUUGGCAUCCUUGCCAUGUGCCCAAGCCAAAGGAGGAGAGAUUGGGCAGGUUCCUGUCCACCUGGACUUGGGAGGGGACUUUUCUGGAGGUGGUGCCCGACAAAACAUCUGCGAUCGGUAUGAGGAUUUUGCCACCGGCAAGACCCAGCUUCGAGAUGCACUUUCUGGAAUGAAGCUAACUACAGUUUUUAUGAAUGAUGAGUUCCUCAAUUACACAGCCAAAGAGGGAAUGAGCCCUGAGGAUCCAGGAAUGUUAGCAGAGAUCAUGGAUGUCUUGGCGGAAAGGGCAAAUUUUACAUGGCGAGACUCCUUUGGUGUGAUGGAGGAAGGUAGCUUCUACAACAAGUCAUGGACUGAGAGGUUGCUUUGGUCCGUAGAGAACUUUGAUAUUGCUGCCAGCUGGUACGACCAUUCCCUGGAAAGAUUGGAGUUGGGUGCCAGCUUUUCAGAGGCAUGGUAUGAUGGAAGCCAGAUUCUGACUGGCCAGAAAGACCCUCCUGUGGGGAGCAAUGUCAAUCUGCUGAAUUGGGCAAAGCCCUUUGAACUGGCUGUAUGGGCUGUUAUUGGCAUGACAAUCAUACUAUCUGCCGUAGUUUACCAGCUGAAUGAGCAGCUCAGUGAUGAAAGAGAAGACAGAUCCUUGUUCCAGUGGUUCUCAGACAAUCUCUACCUAAGCUCACUUAGCUUCACCCAGAACUUUGAGUAUUCCCCAAACACUGUUGCGGGGCGUAUAUUUGGAGUGAGCACAGGAGUUUGGGCUCUUGUCAUUACAGCCACCUACACUGCCAAUCUUGCUUCUCUCUUUGUGGAAAGACAUAAACCAUCUGUGGUAAUUGACUCUGUGGAACAAGCUGUCUUACUUGGUGUCCCCAUUUGCACAUGGGAAGGCACUAACCAACAUGAGUUUGUCAGCAACAAGUACCAAAAAGCUAUCUUGGUACCCAAGCCAAGUCAGCGGGAAAUCUACUAUGCUCUGCGGCGUGGAGAGUGUGGUCUGGCAGUGGGGUACAGAGACAGUUGGUUGACUUACGAAAAACAGUCCUUGUACAACCCUGAUUGUGAUCUGGAGUGGGUGGGAAGAAGCAUCAAAACUAUAAAGUCGGGUUUUGCAGUCAAGGCUGAUGCUGGCGAUCUCUGCAGUAGCUUCGUCAGAGAUGUAUAUAAUGUGCAUUUUGUUGAAUUCCGAGAUGAAGGUGGCCUGGAACAGCUCUGGGCAAAGCAUAGAUCCAAAGGCCAGGAUCUCAACUGUGCCUCCACAGAAGACAGGGGCAGGCUCCGUCGCCUUGGGGCAAAAGUAUCUUCCGAGGCCUCCACACCUGGGAACCACCGAAGGCUCAGUGCACGACCUGCAGCUGGUACCAGCAGUAGUGAUGGCUCAAGCUCUGAUGCGCUGUCAAUGCAUCAGAUGAUUGGUACAUUUGCACUCCACUGGAUUACCAUGACAUUUGCUCUCCUAUUCAGUGUGGUUGCAAAGUACUACAGCAAGUGGGAAAAGAAAGACUUGGCUAAGCGGGGAUUGGAACGAGAACAACAGUCAUUCAGAAAGCAUGGUCCAAUCAUAGGUAUGCCACCUCGUGCCAACACCUUUGUAAUUCGGCUGGAUUCACAAGAUAACGACAACUCCAUGCCUUUAGAGCCUGAUCGGGACGUCCCCCUGAGAGAUGGCUCUCGCAGUGUUACCCCUUGUUAUCAGUCAGCUUUGUCUCAGCAGGCAGACCUGGCAGAGGAACGGCAACUAUUUCAAAACAAGCUGGAGGAUGUUGAAACUAGGAUGGAUGACAAAAUGAAUAUGCUCAUGGCCAUGCUGAGGCAGCAAAACGAUCUCAUCUAUGAUAUGAAAGCCAGCUGCACUCUCCGUGUAUGUAACGCUGAUGUACCUCCCAGUACAUUUCAACCCUACUUGCUGGCUCCACAGGUUCCAGGUACGGCAUGUGAUUGGAACCAGUCAUGUACGAACAAAGACCGGUGGCACAGCCCAGGCGUGCAAGACUGGCACUGUGAACGAGCGCAGACCCAAGUUUUUUACGACGAAGAACGCUAG